GAAAAACUGCACUUGUCUGCGUCGCUAUGUCUCACCUUCAAAUGUAAAGUCAAGAGAGUAUGGAAAGAAAGAAGGACAACAAUCGAGUAUGGAAAGAAAGAAGGACAACAACACUCGGCAACUACCACCACAUCAACAAACAAAAAACGGUAGUAAGAAAGAGGCUCCGGGCGAUUACUUAUUUCUUAACGAACUACCGUAGUAUACAAGAUAUAUAAAGAGAGAGAUAUUCUCACAAUGUAUUCUUGAAACAGAGAGAAAGAGAGAGAGAGAGAAAGAAGAGAAAGAAAGACAGACAGACAGUCAGGCAGAAAAAGAGGGAGCUGUUCACUGAAAAACUUCCCACCCAACAUGUCGGCCAGUGUGGAAGGUUUGCUGCAGUUCACCUUGUCUACUUAUGCAUUCCUUCUGUUGCUCAAGGCAAACGGUAUUCUCAACCAAACAGUACCAGGAAGCAAUGCAAUGUGUAAUUCUACCAAUGCCUGCUGUCCAAAAUGGAAUGGGAAAUGUUGCUGCGGAUUUAACUACCAACUCCUCAUGAAAUCUUUACGGAAAGAAACUAGAGAUGGAAGUCAGAAAGACUGUUCAGAAAUCAAAAAAAGCAACAAAACUAGGAAAGGAACUGAAAUGUCCACUGCUAGAAGUUACAGAGAUUAUGAAAUCAAAGACAUUUCGGAUAUAUUCUUGCAAUAUAAUUAUAGCUACCAAAAUAUUCCACCUAACUUGGCUCAUAUCGGAACGGAACUUCUCGACGCUGAAUCUGUUCGCUAUUUUCGAGAUUAUGAUGACGAGGUUGUAUUCCUUGGUAAAGGUUCUUUCGGUGAGGUUUACCUGGCAGAGAUGGCCGUAAGUAAACAGGUCGUUGCUGUGAAACUGUUUCUCGAUUCUGAUUACUUGGACAUUAUAUCUGAAGUGAUAAUCACACAAUAUCUGUCAAGCACGGGGGUGAUUCCCAAAAUCUUAGGCUUACUUCCGACUGGUCUUAUGGCAAGUAACCUUUCGUUGGUCCAAGAAUAUAUCAGCGGUAUGACUCUGGAGGACCAUCUGAACGAAGAGAACGAAACUACAUUGACAGCCGUGAACUGGUUAAACAUAUCUCUGCAGUUGACGGCAGGUUUACAAAAGAUACACCAACAAUACGUCCUUCUUAAUGACAUCCACGAAGGAAAUGUCCUUAUAGAACAGCCUUAUCUGCGAGUCGUCUAUAUCGACAUGGGACAUGCAACCUUCCGGUCAGGUUAUAAAUAUAAAAACUAUAACGGUUCUCUAUAUACUUACGAACAUUUGGCUCCAGAGCUGCGAAAAAGCCAACCAGGGACUCCUGCGUCAGAUGUUUACAGUUUGGGUUCUUUGCUUAGUCGUAUCAGUAAUAUUAGCCACAUUGAAGAACUGCAGAAACUAGCUAACCAGUGUUUACUAACGGAGCCUGGUUCUCGACCAACUUUGAGUGAUUUAACAGUAUCGAUAAAUGAGCUAUUCAUAAAAGAAAAACAGAAGUUAGAACAACAGAAAAUAAAAUUUCCGGGGCAGACCCCAAACACAAAGGAAAAAAAUUACCCACUUUUAAUUCAGUACAAUGUACCAAUACUUGGCCCAAACGCCAUCAGCUCUAUUGAAAAUGACUCUUAUAAAGACAGUGCGAUUGUUAACAUGUAUGAAUUCUUAGGAGACACUAAACUACAAAUUGGCAAAUUCGUAAAAUGUAAUUGUAAAGUAAUGAUCCGUUCCUAUGAAAAUGGAUCGUUCGUGAGAAUCCUCGAAGAAUCACGAAUUUUAUUGCAUUUAAAAGAUACGGGUGCCGUAUUUCCAUUUCACGGUUUGUUGCCCACAGGCACCCUUUUGGACGAAUUCGAAAUAGUUCAGUCAUAUUUCGGGAAAAUGGUGUCCGUUGCCAAUAUUUUGCAUUAUUAUCCACUCCGUCUUUCUGAUGCCGAAAUUUUAGUUUUCUUCAUUCACGUCGCCAUACAUCUCCUCGAAAUACACCGCAAAGAAGUCCUACUUAAUUAUAUAAACGAAUAUAACAUUAUGAUUGAUCCGGAAAAUACGAAAAACCCUGUCUGGUUUAGUGACCUCUCCCGAGCCACUUACAAUGAAGCUUACGUAUUUCUAGUUCAUGAAAUUGACUUGAGCGACUUCAUAUUCCUAGCGCCGGAAGUCAGGGCUGGCUCCCCGACCUCUCCAGCCAGUGAUAUCUAUAGUUUAUGCUACGUUUACCAACAAGUUAUCAACCGUCUUAAAGGAAAGACUCGCUUAAAAAUACUGCAACACUGUCUAGCUGUGAAACCGGAAGUUCGACCUUCUCUACCGGAAAUGAUCAUGUACUUGCGAACACUGGCCCAUUCCCUUCGAUAAAACUUCAUUUCGAAACAAAAGUAAAUGAAGGAACUAAUUAAAAUUAAAUGACAUAAUUAAUGUGAGACAAAAGACUUUACCGAAAUAACAUAUCACUAUGUGGAAUAUAUUGUAAUCUAACUCAAUAUUUCUCGCACUCCAAAUCAUUCCCCACUUCAAUCUUUCUAUCCUUUUCUCUCUGCUAUUCUCAACCUUUCCGCAGCAUUCUCUCUUUCUCCCCUACCUCUAUCUUUCUUUCUUUCUCUCGACGUGCACUCACACACCUCACACACACACACACACACACACACACACACACACACACACACAAGGCGUUAAUAAUCUGCAAAAAAUUAAAGCACUCAAUACCAGUUGCAGUAGAUAUUAUAUAUAUAUGAAAAUAUACAUAGCGACUGUGAAACUGACAGUAAACCAUGAAUAGUUAUAGUGUAUGCAUCGUUACUUAUACAUACAUACAUACAUACAUACAUACAUACAUACAUACAUGCAUACAUACAUACAUACAUGCAUACAUAUAUACAUCUAUACGUACAUACAUGCGUACAUACAUAUA
Messenger RNA from Octopus bimaculoides (California two-spot octopus), 2905 nucleotides. RefSeq lists its product as uncharacterized. Gene Ontology annotation, biological process: protein phosphorylation. Gene Ontology annotation, molecular function: ATP binding; protein serine/threonine kinase activity. The record is from RefSeq and is a predicted model, not a curated record. NCBI's taxonomy places the organism in Eukaryota, Metazoa, Mollusca, Cephalopoda, Octopoda, Octopodidae.